Lottia gigantea (owl limpet) is the source of this 1604-nucleotide messenger RNA. RefSeq lists its product as hypothetical. The record is from RefSeq and is a predicted model, not a curated record. Gene Ontology annotation, molecular function: scavenger receptor activity. The annotation marks the transcript as partial. The transcript has 12 exons. Lineage: Eukaryota; Metazoa; Mollusca; Gastropoda; Lottiidae.
GUUGUCCAAAUGGUGCCUAUGGAGAUAAAUGUAGUAAACUAUGUAACAAUAGGCAUUGUAAAAGAUCACAAGAAUGUCAUCAUAUAACAGGACAAUGUACUGAUGGUUGUCAACCAGGUUGUCAAAGUGGUAAAUAUGGAGAUAGAUGUAAUCAACGAUGUAACAAGAGACAUUGUAAAAGAUCACAAGAAUGUCAUCAUAUAACAGGACAAUGUACAGAUGGUUGUAAACCAGGUUAUAGAGGAAAUGAUUGUAUAAAAAAAUGCCAGAAUGGUGCCUAUGGAGAUAUGUGUAGUAAAGGAUGUGACAAUAGGCAGUGUAAAGGAUCACAACACUGUCCUCAUAUAACAGGGAAAUGUUAUAAUGGCUGUACGCCAGGUUAUAGAGAGGAUGAUUGUACAGUAGAAUGUCCUGAUGGUUUCUAUGGUGCUGGUUGUCAGAAGAAUUGUAAUAUCAGAAAAUGUCUGAAAAAUUCAAUGUGUGAUCAUGUGACAGGAGAAUGUAUUGGUGGAUGUUCUGUGGGUUAUAGUCCAACAAUUCUAGAUUGUACUCAAGAAUGUGAUGAAGGAUUCUAUAGGUAUAAUUGUUCAUCAAAUUGUUCAGCAAGAUUUUGUCAAUCAGAAGAUCAGUGUAAUAAUAUAGAUGGAGCAUGUGAUUGUCAGGAUGGAUAUCAAGGAACUGAUUGUACUGUUAUUAAAGAAGACUCUAAAGAUGGAGAUGGAAGUAUAGGUUAUAAUUUUGGAUAUAACAAUAGUUAUACCUGUCAUUGUUUAUAUAACGAAAGAUGUGAUACUGUAACUAGUGUUUGUUGUUGUAAUUUUGGAUAUAGCAAUAGUUAUACCUGUCAUUGUUUAUAUAAUGAAAGAUGUGGUACUGUAACUAGUGUUUGUUGUAACGAAUAUUAUAAUAUUAUAUUUUCAGGUUGUAAUUUUGGAUAUAGAAAUAGUUAUACUUGUCAUUGUUUAUAUACCGAAAGAUGUGAUGAUGUAACUAGUGUUUGUUGUAACGAAUGUUAUAAUGUUAUAUUUACAGGUUAUAAUUUUGGAUAUAGAAAUAGUUAUACUUGUCAUUGUUUAUAUAAUAAAAGAUGUGAUGCUGUAACUAGUGUUUGUUGUAACGAAUGUUAUAAUGUUAUAUUUACAGGUUAUAAUUUUGGAUAUAGAAAUAGUUAUACCUGUCAUUGUUUAUAUAAUGAAAGAUGUGAUGCUGUAACUAGUGUUUGUUGUAACGAAUGUUAUAAUGUUAUAUUUACAGAAUGUCCUGAUGGUUUCUAUGGUGCUGGUUGUCAGAAGAACUGUAAUAUCAGAAAAUGUCUGAAGAAUUCAAUGUGUGAUCAUGUGACAGGAGAAUGUAUUGGUGGAUGUUCUGUGGGUUAUAGUCCAACAAUUCUAGAUUGUACUCAAGCUUGUACGAAGGGAACAUAUGGAGAUCAAUGUUCAGAAAAUUGUUCAGAAAGAAAUUGUUUAGUAAAAACAUCACCAUGUAAUAAUAUUAAUGGUAGUUGUGAAGGCAGUUGUAAAGAUGGUUAUAUUUCAGUUGACUGUAAACAAGGUAACCGAGAGCUUCUACUUCAGAAAUUCAUAUUAAUUAAAUCCAAGGCUUAA